CUAUUAUAUCUUCUUGCGGCAAACAUAUUCUUGAGCCUUCGUUUGUCUCAUGACCCGCCACAUCGUCAUGAGCGAUUGCGCCAACCUCCAUUCGCCAUCAUCAUGCACCGAUACUCCGUUCGACCAAGAUACAGUUGUUGGGUUCUUACCAGAGCCGAAUUGUGGUCGGGGAACAGCUGGGAUUAUUUGGAAUUGUCUUGCAGUCAUGGUUUUCUCGGCGUGGACCAUAAUUCAUCUUGACACCAAACCGCUUCCCUCUUCACUCUGGUGCAAGCCGUUUCUACAGAGAGUAACCAAUCUUUACUGGAAACCAUGGAGGAGAGUUUUUGGAUAUUAUCGGGAUGGAUGCAACCCGACAGCUUUCCCGGGAUAUUUCGGGAGAAAAUCCCUCGAGGCACUGGUUGUUAUCCUGUUUCCUGAAUUCGGUGUCUUGGUUGCUAUCGAGGAGUUCUCAAUUGCCCAGCUGAUACAAAGUACCACAAGGUGCGUCGACGGCUGGGAGGCAUUUACGCUCAGACAAGCGCAUCUUAUCCAGAUGGGAGGCAUUGACCUUCCACAAAUCGAGAGACCGGAGGAUUUCGCUCAAUUCGUGGCUCAAAACGUAUCCUUGCUGGAUUACAGCCUAUUCCCAAGCGAGGACCAAAUAGCUUUACGCGCAAAGAAAGACUACAUGGAUAAAGCAGUUGCACUAGUCCAAGUAGUCUACUUCAUUUCGAACCUCUCUGUCCGCGCUGCGCAAUCCUAUCGUCUUGCCGUCCUCGAGAUGCUCACCUUGAACUAUAUCAUUUACGCAACCGUUAUGUUCUUGCUGCGCCUCAAGAAACCUCAAGAGUUGCAAGAAGCUUUUGAGCUUGAUGUAGCCAAUUUCCCAUCGACUUCAGCCUCCGCCGUCCCCGACAACUACGAGGGAACACGACAUCGAAAAUUUGAGAGAUGGACUUGGUGGUGCAUGGUUGUGUCCAUCAUCUCCGUCAAUAUCUUUUCGUUCACAAUCUCGCCUUGGAGUAUGUCGAGGAACAGCAAUGGCUUUGAGCCAAUAUUCACUCUCCUUUGCGGACUUGGUGUAGUUGCCAUCUUGAUGUUUAUGACCAAAGCAAGGUUCGAAGACGAUCAUGGGCAAUGGUACGAGAAGAGCUUCGCGAAAAAGUUUUGCUGGUAUACAAAUGUGCUGGUUAUGUACAUUGGUGGUUUCCUAUACGUUAGUACCCGGAUAUACAUCCUAACCAGAGCGUUCCAAAUUUUCAAUGUAGCACCAGCUGGCAUUUAUGCUACGCCAUCAUCAUGGACGAGCUACAUUGGUCAUAUUGGCGCUUAGAGGCGAGUCGAUAUUGCUUCUUGUGAAACUAGGCUUUGUAACAUGUUACAUUUAUAUGUGGGUGAGCAGAAGAUAGUGGACUGAGCUUGAUUGCAAUGUCACGGAGAAAUAUACGGCUAUGUACAAGUACAUGAUGCCCUGUGUGCAAGAUCAUGUGGCAGUACAUAUUAUGUUGCAGUAUAUGCAGUAAAUGAAGGUGUAACCGCGCAGGGCAGUAAGUCAGGGCGGAACCGCGCAAAGCAGUAAAAUCAGUAUAUUGUGUUGUUCUUCUGUUCUGUGGUCUGUCAUUACCUCUCACCCAGGCCAUCGGCAGGGUCUGUUUACAUCACAUAUCUAUGUUGCAGUAAUGGCAGAAGGUGCUUGUUG
Macroventuria anomochaeta is the source of this 1681-nucleotide messenger RNA. RefSeq lists its product as uncharacterized. The transcript has a single exon. The coding region runs from base 50 to 1315 and encodes 421 amino acids. The record is from RefSeq and is a predicted model, not a curated record. Lineage: Eukaryota; Fungi; Ascomycota; Dothideomycetes; Pleosporales; Didymellaceae.